AAAACUUAAUAAAAAUGUUGAAUCUGUAUCCCUGAGGUGAGAUUACUGUCUACCUUUGGUUAUGGCCUCCUUUCCUUUUCCUUCCCAUAUAGUUGCCUCUGCUGGCUUUUAUUUAUUUAUUUUUUUGAAUGUGACACUUUUGUCACUUGCAUGUUACUGUUGUGAAAACCAGGCAUGAGUUCCUUCGGCUGUGCUGUAGACUUAUUCCAGACAAUUUCCUUGAGAUACUGGCCAACACCCUACUACAGAAGAGCCCUAAGUCCAUUUUCUGUGUUUAAAUAAACAGAAAGGGUGACAUGGCUCUACACCUUAUUCUGCUGUAAUUUUUCUGAAUGAAUAAGCAGGGUCCUUUUGUAAAAAAAAAAAAAAUCUUAAAAUGACAUGCUCAGUCAGCCUCUAAUGAUUAACCUUUUUUUUAAAUGAAGGAAGCCGAGGGAGUCAAAAUGUUGGCGUGAAAAGCAGUAACUCCGAUAGCCAGCUUGACUAAGUCAGGGGAAUAUGGCUUUUCAUACAAUCCUUUGGCUCUGUUAUUUUUGCCAGGCAUUUUCCCCAGAGGCUGCUUUCCCUCAUGGGAGGCGGAGGGAGAGAUGGGACCCCAGGCUUCUGUCAAGGGAAAGCAGGAUACAGUGGGAAAGGCCAAUAAGGAAAGCCUGCUUCUGUGGUGGAGAUCCCCCCACAAAAAACGGAAGAAAAAGAGUAAAGCAAGAGCAGGAAGACCAGAUUUUACUAGUAUUCCAAGCAGGCCAGAAUUUGUAAGGCAAGAAUUUGUUAGGGCAGAAAGUUUUUCCAGGCCUGAAUUUGCAAUAUUUGUAGGAGAGUUAACUCCUGAAGUGGAUGACUUUUUGCUGUAUGACUAUUUUUUUAAAAAGUAUCCAUCAUGUAUAGACUGUAAAGUGGCCACAGACCUGCUGGGAUAUUCCAGAGGUUAUGGUUUUGUCAGAUUUUCUGAUGAAGGCGAUAUGAUGAGAGCACUGCAAGAUUGUCAGAAUGCACCUGGUCUAGGCGGAAAACGAAUCCGAUUGACUUUAGGAAUUUCUAAAAGACUGAAAGCAGAAUUUCAAAGGUACCAGCCCUAUAGUUAUAAUGACUAUUACCAAGACUAUCAAAACUAUUACCGCCAGUACAAUUAUGAUAGAAAUGAACGUUAUGACCGAUUUGAUCGCUAUGACCGUUUUGACCGUUUUGAUCGAGGCAGCCGUUUUAGUGAUCGUUUUUCUGAACGUUACUCUGAGCAUUUUGGUGAUCGUUUUUCUGAACGUUAUGCUGAGCGAUUUGGUUCUCGUUUUGGUGAACGCUAUGAAUAUCCUGAGUAUGGAGAUUAUCCUGAAUAUGCAGAUUAUAAUGCCGAGUAUGGUGAUUAUAAUUACGCAUCUUAUGAAAGGAUGCAGCCUACUGGAAAUAUGGGACAACAAGCAAUGAAUCCAGCUUUAUUUCAGGAUACCUGUGGUAUGAUUUUAAAUGAUGAUCUAGUAACAGAAGAUCCACAACUCAACAUAGAUGUUCAUAGAAUGAACAGAGAAUUUAUGGUGAGAAGUGAAGAACUUUUUGACACACUUAUGAGCUGUCAUUGGCAACCUCUGGACACAGUUACUUCCGAGAUCCCUACUGCUUACUAAAAGUGUCUUAUGUUAACACCAUAGCAUGACUAUUUUGACCAAGGUGCUAAAUUGACAUUUCUUCUACAUUACUUUAGAUCCUAAAUUUUAAAGCACAGUGUUGGAUUAUUAUUUUUUUGCAAUGCUUUGAUGGCCUUUGUAAUUUUGUUCAUCAGUAUCUUGAAAUCAUGUAAAUAUUCUGGAAAUGUAAAGAGUUAAAUAUGGACUUGCUUAUGUAAAUAAUAAAACUUUGUUUCUGCAAA
Molecule: messenger RNA, 1858 nt
Organism: Pseudonaja textilis
Lineage: Eukaryota; Metazoa; Chordata; Lepidosauria; Squamata; Elapidae
Product: tRNA selenocysteine 1-associated protein 1-like
Molecular function (GO): RNA binding
Source: RefSeq, a predicted model, not a curated record